UUGUUAUUCAAAGUACACGAAAGUGGAUGGCUGCUGUUAUUAGUUAAUUACACAAUAUGCAAACAAAGACACAUUUAAUCUUCUUCUUUGUGUGAAACUGAACUUUCCCUUUUCUCUACAGAAACUAUCUAGAAGAAGCUUUCUAUAUAUCCUUGGACCACAAUAAUGGAUAUGACGAAUUUUCCAUUACUCCAAGUUGAAUAUAUUAAUUGAUAUAUAUAUAUCUUCAACUUAAUUCAAAAACAAGAAGGCUCUUUAGUUGAGUUGUGCAUAUAGACGAAAGAAGGAACUGUUGUGCCAGCUGAAGAAGAAAACCAGAGACAAUUUUUUUUUCCCUCAGGGUAAAAGAUAUACAUGGAGUGGAUGCAAAGGAGAAAAGUGACAAUAUUCCUAGUACUCGUAGCUAUUGUCAUUGCCUUGAACAUCACUACUCUUGAUGGAGGACCAAUUGGAUCAGAAAGAAAAUUAGUUGAAAUAGAGAAGGUGUCAGGAUCCACGCAACAGUCAGAUGAUACUGUGAGGAUUGAUCCUUUGAAGAAUUUCAAGAAAUACAGAGGAGGAUAUGAUAUUACAGAAAAACACUAUUGGAGCUCAACCGUCUUUACAGGUAUAUAUGGCUAUGCCAUUGCUGUGAUAUGGCUCUUGUGUGGCUUAGGAUAUGGACUAUUCCUUCUUGCUUCAACCUUUUGCUGCAAAAGAAAGAGCAGAAAGCUCAAAAAGAGAUCAACUUGUCAUUAUAAACACUACUAUUUCUGGCUCAUUCUCUCAGCCAUUUUCUUGACAAUUUUAGCAAUAACUGCAACAGGGAUGGUUCUAGGGGGGAACGCAAAGUUUCGUUCAAAAGCAAAUACAGUAGUGGAUAUAAUCAUUGAUACAGCAGAUGGGGCAUCAGAGACAAUUUACACUACAACUGAAGCCAUGAGAGAGAUGAACAGUGGCUUACGAGAGACUGAUGUAGGUCCACAAGCUUCUAAUUUCCUAAUUCCUACUUCUACCAGGCUUGAUAGACAGGCUGAUGACAUACAUAGGGAAGCCAGAAAACAUAGACGAUUAAUCGAGAAACUCCUCAAGAUAGUGUACAUAGUAACUACAGUGGGUAUUUCUCUGAACUUGGUUGCUGUAAUUGCCCUAUCAGUAUUUGGGAUACUCAAAUUCAGAAGAACCCUUAAAUUGCUCAUUGCAUUAUGCUGGAUCUUUACAGCUCUGUGCUGGUUUCUUUUUGGAAUUUAUUACUUCUUAGACAACUUUGCUGGAGAUACAUGCACUGCACUAGAAAGUUUCCAAUCAGAUCCCUACAAUAGCAGUUUGAGCUCAAUUCUUCCCUGUGAUGAAUUGGUCUCAGCUGAAUCAGUCCUUCAUGAUGUCAGUAAAGGGGUAUAUCAAAUAGUCAACGAGGUGAAUCAAAAGUUAUCUACAGAAUAUGGAAAUGUUGCACAAAUCUGUAAUCCUUUCUCCGGUCCACCACAAUAUAACUACGAGCCAGGGAAUUGUUCAUCUACCACAAUUCGGGUUGGAGACCUCCCUCGGAUAUUCAAGAUGUUGACUUGCACUGAUCCAAACUGCAAGGGAGGAGUGAUGAUAUCCCCUAGAGAUUUCAACACUGUGGAGGCAUACACAACCGCCAUCCAGAAAAUCCUCGACGUGUACCCUGGAAUGGAGAACCUAACUCAAUGUGACACGGUAUUUAAUGCAUUCGACGAUAUCAUUGACAAACAUUGCAAACCAUUGAAGAAAAGCGCGCAUUUGGUAUGGGGAGGACUUGUUUUCCUCUCGGUUGUAAUGGUAGUGUUAGUCCUCGUGUGGUCUUUCGAAGCACACCACAAAGAGAAUCGUAACAACUUAGAUAGUUCUGUUAAGCCUCAUUCUGCAGAAGCAGAUAAGCUUGAAUUAGGAACAAGGAAAGAAGUCACAAAUUCUGUUCCAGUCAUGUAAAUAAUAGCUGAUUAGUUAUUAGUUUAAAGUAUUGCAUAAUAGGAAAGACCAUAGACAUUCAGAAGAAUUUCGAGAUAUCAAAUGGUGACCGAUAAAACUCUGGAGAAGAAGCAAGAUUCGACGCUCUCCCAGACAACAGAGUCAUCACGGUCGUGAGGUUAAAGGCCAUCCAACACAAAGCGGCCUUUCAUUCUUUUAUUUUGUCGUGGCACAUCCCCUGCACCUUCAUCUCAGGGGACCAAAAAAAAUUGUAGUAGAGUUAUAGGACCAUAUAUUUCUUUAGUUCUGUUUAUUGUUUUCCCAAAAAUAAACUGUAUAGAAAAUUCUUGUUUCUUCAAAAAGUUAAAGAAGCCAGCUAUGGGAACGAACCCCUCAGUGGCAUGUAUGAAAUUCAUAAAACAAGAAAAUUCCACAGCUAUAUGCUCGAGAAAUUUCAUGAAGUGUACUCUUUCUUUUCCUUUUUU
Lycium ferocissimum is the source of this 2396-nucleotide messenger RNA. RefSeq lists its product as uncharacterized. Bases 355 to 1932 code for a protein of 525 amino acids. The transcript is spliced from 11 exons. Gene Ontology annotation, cellular component: membrane. The record is from RefSeq and is a predicted model, not a curated record. NCBI's taxonomy places the organism in Eukaryota, Viridiplantae, Streptophyta, Magnoliopsida, Solanales, Solanaceae.